CCAAUGUCGAAAUGAGAGCCUUGGCGGUCCCCGACCCCUCGACUGGCGACCUUCGACGACUUCAUUCUGCUGGUCAGACCGGUACCCCCUUCGCCCUUCGUUAAGUGGUUUUGGCCUUGAUGGCUUCAUUCAACGUCUCCCUGGAGGACAGUUCGCCUCUGAUUUCUUACUCACCUGCGGAAGCUUGGACGGAUAGCCCUGAGAACGAUCCAUUGGUUCAGAGCUACUCCGCUUCUUCGUUGCACGCAACUUCUGCGCAGGGCGCAACCGCUACCAUCACAUUCAAUGGGACUGGCAUCUGGUUCUUUGGAGGUCGGAGACCUGAAUAUGGGUCAUAUACCUUGUCUAUCGACGGGCAGACGACGAGCAACGGAGAUGCCAACGCAGCAGUACCCGUGUUUGACCAAUUACUAGCAGGAGCUUCCAACCUAGGAGCGGGGAUGCAUACAGCUGUCUUGACGAACACGGGAUCUGAAUCAGGACUGGACCUCGACUCUGUCGUCUUCGAGGCUGCAAUAGGAUCAUCUGGUCAAAGUAUCUCUAAUCAGACAAUCGACGAUGCGCAGCCUCAGAUCACCUUCUCUUCUGAUUGGAAAGCAAAUACUGGUGCAGAGUACAUGCAGAACACUCUGCACUUCACGCAGAAUGGGGGAGCAACAGCUUCCAUGACAUUCUCUGGCGAAGCUGUUGCAAUCUAUGGCACUGUGUCUCCUGAUCACUCUGAUUUCUCAGUUGCGAUCGAUGGAAAGACUACCACGUCCGGUGCAGGCGGUGGUGGUCUCGCUCGAGUCCUUCAUGCUCAGACAUUGUUGUAUUUUGCCAGCGGCCUUGGUCAUGGACAGCACAACUUACUGCUCACAGCCAAUCCUGAACAUGCUGGACAGCAAAAUACCGGUGCUUUCAUGGAUGUUGACGCCAUGCGGGUUUACAGUGCUACCGGAGGAAGCAAUAGCAAUAAUGCGAAAGCGAACCCUUCGGACAGCAAAUCGAGCUCGAAUAAUGGCUCAUCGUCGAGACACGGGUUGAGCAGUGAAUCAAUAGGAAUUAUUGCAGGCGCUGUUGCAGGAGCCCUUGUCCUACUCGGAGCCGUCGCUUUGAUUCUAUUCUUCCUGGUACGCAGGCGUAAUCGUCGGAAACGCAGUCGCAUGCCCCUUCAGUCACCACGUUCGCCCGACCUUCCAAUGCAAAGACCCGAGAUGACGGAGCCAGGCGUGCGACGCUCGGAUAGCGUCGGGCGGUCAUUCCCUGCUCCUGUAUACAACCCACGACCGGCAGGGUAUGGUGCGAUAUCCGGGCAAGCUGCAAGAACUAGUCGCGAUUCAGACGCUGGUUCGAUCCGGUCGAUCCAGUCCUACGACUCAAGCUCCCGGUUAAUAUUGGACCCGGCUCCCAAGGGUAGGAUACCAAGACCACCACCCCCUACUGUGGCACGAAGUGGAGGACCUGCUCCUCCACCUUGGUCGGACUAUCAAGAGGGCCAACCCAUACGACCGUUCCGGCCACCAGACCUCCACUUAUCACCUGUACCCCUAUAGCAACGGUCCUACCAUAGUCACCUCCCACACAUUCUCUGUGUCACUGUCUGUCAGCGUCUGUGUUGUUAUAGUUUCAUUCCGAUUUACUUAUAGCGUCCUGCUGUCCAC
This is a messenger RNA of Gloeophyllum trabeum ATCC 11539, 1643 nucleotides long. RefSeq lists its product as uncharacterized. The transcript has 10 exons. NCBI's taxonomy places the organism in Eukaryota, Fungi, Basidiomycota, Agaricomycetes, Gloeophyllales, Gloeophyllaceae. The record is from RefSeq and is a predicted model, not a curated record. Bases 120 to 1535 code for a protein of 471 amino acids.